GGAACAUUAAUGCAAAAGAGAGAUUUUACACAGUAGUGGUAAGAAAGAAACAAAGAGCAACCCUAAGACACUGUUUCUCUUUCUAUCCCUUUUCUCUUCUCAAGCUGGGUGGUGCUGAUUAAAAGAGAGAAGAAGAAAAAGGAAAAUCAUAAAACCCAACAGAAAAGAGAAAGAGGGAAGAAAAAAGAAAUAAUGCAGAAGAGAUAGAGAUAGCAGGCGCAGCUGGGUUGCGUAGCUGAGGUUAAAAAGCAAACAAUAUACUCUCUCCCUCUCUCUCUUCUCUCUACCUCAAGAGAUCUCAAAACUGAGAGAUCAACAAAUGGAAAGAAAUUAGCAGACCACCCAACAACAAAGAUCUCAUCUUUCCAUAGCUAGAGCUUGAAAGGAAGCUUGUUUCUUUGCUUCUUCUCUUUAGCUUGUUUAGGGGGUCCUUUUUUGUUGGAUCCCUUAAGCCUCUCUAGGGUUUCUACCCUAUCCAUCUUUCUUUCUUGCUUCUCCCAAGAAUCAUCAACCUUUCUCCUUGCUUGGGUUGUUUCACAAAUUUGGUUGGGAUUUCACCACUGAAUCUUGAAAGCAAGCAGAGAGAUUACCAGCUUGUUAAGGAGCUAGCUUGGAGCAACCACUCAACCCAACAACAACAAGCAUAAAAAGGUUAAAGUUGCUUCAAAGGCUGCAAACCCAAAAAAAGAAAAUUUUGGGGAAAAAAAAGGAGAAUUCAGAUAUUUGCAGAAGCAGCAAGGAGGUGAAGAAGGAGAGAUAUAUAUGGGGAGGGGAAGAGUGGAGCUGAAGAGGAUAGAGAACAAGAUAAACAGGCAGGUGACUUUUGCCAAGAGAAGGAAUGGUUUGCUGAAGAAAGCUUAUGAGCUGUCUGUACUGUGUGAUGCUGAGGUUGCUCUCAUCAUCUUCUCCAACCGCGGCAAGCUCUAUGAGUUCUGCAGUACCAAUAAAUUUUUCAAUCGGUAUUUCAGCAUGCUCAAGACACUGGAAAGGUACCAAAAGUGCAGCUAUGGAGCAGUGGAAGUGAAUAAACCUGCAAAGGAGCUCGAGAGCAGCUACCGUGAGUACUUGAAACUGAAGGGUAGGUAUGAAGGCCUACAACGAACCCAGAGGAACCUCCUUGGGGAGGAUUUAGGCCCAUUGAACACGAAGGAGCUGGAGCAGCUUGAGCGUCAGCUGGAAGGUUCAUUGAAGCAAGUCCGCUCCACUAAGACCCAGUUCAUGCUUGACCAGCUCUCUGAUCUUCAAAACAAGGAACAGCUGCUGCUUGAAUCCAAUAGAGCUUUGGCAAUAAAGCUGGAUGAAAUCUGUUCGAGGAACAGCAUGCGACCUUCCUGGGAAGGAGAGGAUCAUCACAACAUGUCCUAUGGAGACCACCAUCAUAAUCCACAUGCUCAAUCCCAGGGGUUUUUCCAGCACUUAGAUUGCAACCCAACUUUGCAAAUCGGGUACUCUUCAUUUCAACUGGUAUAGUCCAGUAGUAACAGACCAAAUGACUGCCACAACUCAUGCUCAGCAGCAGCACCAGCAAGUGAAUGGGUUUGUUCCUGGAUGGAUGCUCUAAUAAAAAGCUCUCAGUAGCUUACAUAUCUACUUGGAGGGGCCAAGAGGAUGGAUAAUUUGGCAGCUUUGCAUUCUCCCUACAUAUAUAUAUCGCCUCAUUUUAAAAUGUUGUUCUAUCAUAAGAAGACUGCAAACCCUUCUUUAUCGAUAAUGGCCUACUGCUCUUACCAAGUACUCUACUUUUCUGUGGCUAGCGACCAUAUAUGUAAAUGAUGAUGAUUUCUGCAGAUAACAUAAGCACUCAACAGCUACCUUUGUGCUAUUUGUGUCAUCUCUCUACGCUCCACUAUGUCAUGCAGCCUUUCUUUUUUAAGUCAUCUUCACUUAUGUAAAGCGACAUUGUAAGCUUCAAAGCAACAACCUUUGAAGGUCUGUUGUAUAUCAGUAUGGACUAUUAGUAAAUUUCAUCUUACGGACGUUGGAUUUGGAUUUUGAAUGACUUGCCAAAUGUAGGCAAAGUGGUACUAAAUUUGAGGAUUUGUCG
This is a messenger RNA of Linum tenue, 2044 nucleotides long. Lineage: Eukaryota; Viridiplantae; Streptophyta; Magnoliopsida; Malpighiales; Linaceae. The record is from the annotation of a GenBank genome assembly.